Molecule: messenger RNA, 2468 nt
Organism: Chara braunii
Lineage: Eukaryota; Viridiplantae; Streptophyta; Charophyceae; Charales; Characeae
Source: the annotation of a GenBank genome assembly
ACCAGAUACUUCUCACCAACAAUAGUACGUAAUGCUCCUUGGGAUUCAAGCAUGCUGAAAGAAGAGAUUUUUGGGCCAAUCCUACCUAUCCAAGAGGUUAAAACGAUAGCCGAGGCCAUUGAGAUCAUCAACGCAAAACCAAAGCCCCUGGCACUGUAUUAUUUCACCAGAGAUGAAUCAGCAGCACAGCGCAUGGUGGACAGAACGUCCUCAGGAAGUGUUGUUAUCAACAAUUGUCUGAUCCAGUUUACUGCCCAAAACCUUCCCUUUGGAGGGGUUGGCGAGAGCGGCAUGGGCGCAUACCACGGAAAGUUUACCUUUGACACCUUCAGUCAUAAGAAGUCACUCCUUCGAUACCGAGAGACUAUUUUUGGUGACCCUGCGUUUUUGUACCCUCCAUUCACUCCAAAGAAGCAGUCUAUCAUGCUAGCCAUCAUGCAAGGCAGUCUAUUGCUCGCCUUUCUUUCUAUGAUUGGCCUAAGGAAGUGAGCCGCUCUCCACGUCGCCGGCUGUUCUCGUCCCGGCCUCUUCCAUUCUCUUCAAGAUUUUGCUCCGAGUCAAAUCAAGAAUAAGAGAAAUGUUUGAUGACGACACCCUGCUCAGUCAAUCCCAUGGAACCCAGGGUAUCAAUGCUAGCAGGAACCCUCUCCAUUGUGUUCUGAGGUUAUUCGGAUUGCAGAAUUUGCAGUCUGUAUAUGGGACGCUGGACCCGUUUUCCAGCAGGUGACGCUCCCCACCAAUAGAUGGAGCCUCCCCCCAGGUGGUAGUGGUGUCUGCUCUUACCAGCACCACGAUCACCUGAGGUGACGGGCUUAAAAAAAAAAAAAAAAAAAAAAAAAAAAAGAGAAAUGUAUGGACAUCAAAGAAAUGAAAGAACAGUCCUCCAUUGCCAAGUAAAUUGAAGUAAUACUGCAAAUGCAACAGGAAAAUUAUUCAGAGAUAUUGAGGCCGCUGGCCGGUCAGGUUAUCUCAUUGGAGUAUAGCCAAGUGGAAACACAUUGGUUUUGGGAAACUCCUUCCUCUUGCCUUUUUUUUUUUUUUAAAUAAAAAAUCAUAACACAAAUAAUAAUACACUUUGGGGUGACCUCCUUGACUGGAUUUGCCUCGAUGGACAUCCGGAUGAGGUCCAGUCCCCUCUGGAUACUGUCCCAGUCUGGGCUUGGUGCGGGGAACUUUGUGAGAAACGCCGGAGUGUGAAGAGAGUCGAAAACGGCCGGAGUGUGAAAAUGGCCAGUGACGGCUCGUUAGGCUGACUCCAACUGUGGUCUCAAUAUGUUCCAACUUCCAAACAAUGUUUAUGGGAUGCUGGACCCGGUUUCCAGCAGGUUCGGCUCCCCACCAGUAGAUUGGAGCACCCAGCAGACGAUACUAGGUAAGGUGGUUGCUCGUAUCACUUCACCUAGUAUACCACCGCACAAGUUUUUUCUUAAAAAAUAUAUAAAAAAAAAAAAAAGUCUGACUCCGUACUCAGUUGGCAGUUGAAAACAGGAUCAUUACCAUCAAAACUUGGGCACACUGGAAAAAGAGGAGGAAGGAGGUGGGAGGGAAAGUAGCGCAGAAAAAAGAUUCAUUAAAAUGUCAUUGUGACAACUGAAGCCGAACCGCGAGGCUCCCAACAUGUUUCGGUUGUGUCACCGUCACAGCCACCAUCAGGGGAGAUGAUUCAGUGCGCUACCUAGCUUCUACUCAGUUCCCUACAAAUAGUCCAUCAACAAGUAUUUCUUCCCGGGUUCCAGCCGAUGCAUUUGGGAGAGAGAGAGAGAGAGAGAGAGAGAGAGAGAGAGAGAGAGAGAGAGAGAGAGAAGGCGGGAAGAGAGGUGGGAAAAGAGCGGCAGACAGAGAGACAGAGAUUGGCGCAGACAGGGGGUGACAUGCUUCGUGCAGAUGGGGAAAUAGCGGGACGUAAAGGGGCAACAACAACACACAGCCCAAUCCUGAUAGCGCGGGAAGGAGAGCGGAAGGGGACGAGAAGCGAUGAGCGUGGGAAAAGGUCCAUGGCAGAUUAUACAGAUCAGUCGAGAAGCAGAGGGCGGGGCUCCACUAGCGAGGAAGCUGCUAUGACGCCAGCAGAAAUCGCAUCGACAAGAUUGGGGAUAGUCUAUCAUCGGGGUGUCAGGUGGAUAUGUCGAAGCUCUCGUGUGUUGGUGCAUUGUCUUCGAAUUGAAUGAGAAGAUCUUCUUUGUCGCGGGGCGCUGUGAUAUCACACAGAUGCAGAACAUGACGAUGACGACGUUUUACCCCUUCCAGUCCUGAAACCUUGCUCAGUAAGACCCUCAGAUAGCAUCUAAACCCAUCCUUUCGAACAGUCCAGGUUCUUGGCUGAAAAAUCCUUGGCGGCUUAAAAAAAAAGGGUCCGCCAUGGGCACCCCUUCAGCCGCAAUUCCCGGGGGUGAGUUGUUAAAUUUGGGUACUGAAUUGUUGAUGAUCCUCAACCAAAAGCUGUUUGUAUUGCAGCACUGCACCAACUU